Messenger RNA from Hylaeus volcanicus, 6838 nucleotides. It is a transcript of the gene Octalpha2R, whose product is annotated as alpha-2B adrenergic receptor-like. NCBI's taxonomy places the organism in Eukaryota, Metazoa, Arthropoda, Insecta, Hymenoptera, Colletidae. Gene Ontology annotation, molecular function: G protein-coupled amine receptor activity. Bases 2636 to 4729 code for a protein of 697 amino acids. Gene Ontology annotation, cellular component: membrane. The record is from RefSeq and is a predicted model, not a curated record. The transcript has 3 exons. Gene Ontology annotation, biological process: adenylate cyclase-activating adrenergic receptor signaling pathway.
UGACGGAGAGACAAUAAGCGGGAGGACAUCGAAGAAUAUGCAGCGGAUUUUUUCGCCAACGGACCGAUCGGUCGAUGGUCCAAAGUCGACUGUCAGGCCGUGGCGGUCGGGUGCUGGCGGCGUCUCGACUCUUGCGCCGCGGGUUCCGCGACUCCGUCAGACGGCGCCCCGACGCUGGUACCGUCGGACGGAGCGGUCGGUCGGGCCACCAGUCAGCCUCCAGUUGAGCCACCAGUUCUCUCUCUCCCUCUCGCUCCCUCCCUCGCGGCGUACGCGCGCACCGUGCGCACCCCCCCUCCUCAAGUGCGCGCGCGCGCGUUCUCCUCCGUUAGGAUCCGUUUUGGUGUGGUCGUGUGCGUGUGUGUGCGCGGAGUUGUACGCGCACAUGCACGGCGUCUCUCCUUUCUUCGUCGCGCGCUCGCCGACAUCCUGCGAGAGUCUCUAUCCGUCGAACGGCACGAGAGGGAGUCCGAGUUCCUGGCUCGUCCCUCGCGGCUGCAGUGCGUUCCCAAACAUCCACGAGACAACCUCGAAGUGUCCGGCACGCACGCACGCACGUAUCGCCUGUUUGCAAGGGCCACGAGGACCGACAGGGUCCAGUCCAUCCUGAGGGCGCGCGUCGCGGAGGUCGUCACCCGCCUCGAUAACUGGAAAAAUCGGGAAUCUCGCCCGAUCCUGGGAACAGGACACCUCUCGAUGGUCCGCUGACGUGCGUGAUUCACCGAGGCCUACCCUCUGCCGUCGAAGUACGCGCUGGCGAGCUUUUCCGCGCGUGUGCUCCCCGCGAGGAUCGUGCGUGCCACUCUCGAGGGCCUCGUGACGCGUAGACGGUUCCGUGCGGCCGACAAUCUGCGGUCCACCGCUCCGGAGAAGAGACGCCGUGUGCCGAGCCUGAAGAGGAUGCUGUGAGAUUUGGAUGGGUGUCGAGUGUAUCAGGUGACUCGAGGGUGACUGUGGUGACAGAGCGACAGGGGGUACAACGCGUUCGAUGGGAAAUGCGUCGAACGAAGAGACAUCGAGGGUGCCAAGCUCGACGGAGAAGCUAGCAGCGUGACCGACUGGGAUCUUGGCCGACUUCACCGUGUGGAUAGGUCAACGAAAGGACCACGAAGGAUCCCGAAGGAGCCGAGAAUAAUCGCCUGAGAGAGACUUUUCCUCGAUCGGUGAUCAGCUGACGCUGCCACGGUUAGGUGUCCGAGGACUCUGAGUUCCGCGAGCGGAUGGUGUGUGCAUCCUGUUGAUCCUCGGUGUCGAAUGAGCGAGGGUUAAAGGACAAACCGGUGGAGGGUUCAGGGGCGUGAGUCGGCGAGUCUCGAGCGUGUAAAUAGGUGUACAUAAGGGUCCCGCGACUCCGCACGGAGGACGUGUCUUCGCGUUUGGUCUCCCCUUUUUUCGUCUAUCUCCCUCUCCGUCGCUCCUUCUCCAUUUCUCCAGUUACUCCUGUAAGUACGGAAUAAGUAAUAAGUCGUAAGUUGUUCGAGGUUAGCUGCGCACCGAACUGUGCAACGGUGGAACGAGCGCGGUGUGUAUAAAUGUGUAUAAAUCGUAAGGCUAGGAUCUACUAAAUCUCUCGAUUCUCUGUUCUCUUUCGGGUUAACGAAGAUAAGUAUUUAAAAAAAAAAAAAACAAUAAAAUAUUUAAAAAAUAAAUAAAUAAUGUAAUAAGAAUACAAUUCGCAAAUGCAAGUCGGAGCAGUACGGGUAUCCAGCGCUUAGCCUUUUUUAGCAGCGGCGCGAUAAUUAAUUAGCUCGCGGAGCGAAAGCACCGUCGAGCCGCGCGUAGAAACACUCCUAGGGGAAGAAGUCGGUCGUCGAACACUCGACCGGGUCGCGUUGGGUGGAAGCGUGACGCGUUUCCGUCGCGAGGAUCUCGGGUCGACGAGCUCCACGAUCAGCUCAAGGCCGAUUCGUUAGAUAAAAUUGUGCGCCGGUCGCCGCGGGAGCUCGAAUUCGCACCUCGCAGGAGGGCAUUCGAGUCCGGAUUUUUAAUCUAAGAGGAAGGUAAAAAAAAAAGGGGGACCAAUUUUUCACGUUCAUUCGCAAUCUCUUCCUUCUUUUUCAUCUCGUCCGUCGUUGUCUCUCUCGUUCCCGCGCUGUUUCCCUCUAUCCACCUUUAUCUUCUUAAUCCAGCCGGCGGACUAUCCUCAAAUCUCUCUGUACGCUCUUUCCGUAUUAACUCCGUCAUCGUGGGACCGGUGGGGCCACCGGAAGCACGAGCAGGUAGUCGCGACUAACGCAAGCAAUAAAUCAAGAGCAAACGUCGCAACCCAACGCCGGAGACUCGACUCAGAGGCACCUAGAAGAUUCGGUUCGACGCAGAAGCGACCCCUCGGUCAGGGUACGUUGAAUUCGUUCAGUGACCAGAAUAAAGGGUGAUCGCCAUCCAUCCCCAUUCAACUGGGGAGGUCGUCGAAGCGUAGACACCAGCAGCACGACACUGUCCGUUACGCCGACGAUGCCAUCAUCCUGAAACGGGCAUGACGCCUCUGGCCUCGAGAUGCGACGAGACCACCACCAUCCUGCUGCUGCUGCUACUCGAGCUGGCACCCGGUGCACGCUGCUACUCGCGCGCGGCCGUCGCGUCCACCACGACUUCGUCGAGAUAGCAUCAACAGUCGACGGCGAGGGUGCGAGUGAUGCCGCUCCUCGGCAGCAUUAUGACCAUCGACGCCGGUAGUUCGACCACGGCGUCCACCAGCGUCUUCGAGGAGAACAUGACGUGGCCUCGACCAACAGGUGGCACUACGUCUUCUGUUAACGAGGCCCACUCGAGCCGCGCGAUCCCGAGCGACGAGCAGCAUCCUCGAACAGGGAAUCCCGACGUCGACGGAGGACUCGACAUCGACGGAGGACCCGACGUCGACGGAGGACUCGUCGUCGACGCCAGGGUGAACACCACAACGGUACAAGAGGUCGGCGUUCACGGCAAGGAAGGAACGACGAGGACGGACUGUGCGUGCGUCAGAUCGUACACCGGGGGACAAUACGUCGGCGGGGACAGCACGUCGGGAUCGCCGUUCCUCGUCGCUGACGAGACGGACGAGCUGGACGUGACGGGGAGCGGCGAGGGGAGCACCGCUGAUCUGAACAGCACCAUCGGCGUCGGGAAAGAGGACGCGGCAGGGCUCAGAGAGCUGGAGCUGCUGUUCGGUUUGGGCGGGAUCAUGGAGGACAUCGGACCGUACAACGACUCGUUCAACGACAGCCUGCCAUUGGGGUGGAACAGUAGCCUGAGCAACGACACGUCCACGUACGUUAUCUACGGCGAGAGCAUGUACCCCUCGGGCUACACCAUGCCGCACAUAGUGCUCGCGUCGAUUAUAGCGACGCUGCUUAUGAUCGUGAUCGUCGUUGGUAACAUGCUGGUGAUAAUCGCUAUCGCCACCGAGAAGGCGUUGAAAAGCAUACAGAACUGGUUCAUCGCCAGUCUAGCGGUGGCGGAUUUCUUCCUAGGUCUGGUGAUCAUGCCGUUCUCCUUGGCAAACGAGAUCAUGGGCUAUUGGAUCUUCGGCUACUGGUGGUGCGACAUUUACUCGGCCAUGGACGUGUUACUGUGCACCGCCAGCAUCAUGAACCUGUGCCUGAUCAGCCUCGACAGAUUCUGGAGCAUCACCCACGCGGUGGAGUACCUAAAGAAGAGGACGCCAGCCAGAGCAGCGCUGAUGAUCGCUCUGGUGUGGUUGCUCUCGGCUCUGGUGUGCAUCCCGCCGCUAUUGGGUUGGAAAAGACCCACUCCGGAGGAGGAGUACCCCAAGUGCAAGCUUUCAGAGGACAUCGGCUACGUCCUUUAUUCCGCCCUCGGAAGCUUCUACAUCCCGUCGUGCAUCAUGGUGUUCGUGUACAUACGUAUAUACUUCGCGGCGAAGGCUCGCGCGCGUCGCGGCAUCAGGAAGCAGCCGCGACGCCGAACGGCGGCACCGCCCGAGUCACCGGACGUCAGGCAAACCAGCUUCACUCAGAGCACGCCUGCCACAGAGACGAAGAAACCGCCGGGGUCCGUCAUGGAGAACGUCGCCACCAUCGAAAACCAACCGGUCCAGAUAGUCAUCGUCACCUGCGACUUCGCCAGCGACGUCAGCACCUCCGAGCCAGACCCUGGCGGGGGUAACAGCAUACCGCUGGAGGAGAAGGACACGCUCAAGGUGGCGAUCCCAAUGCCGAUGCCGAAGAGCAUCCUGAAGGCGACCAUGUCGGUGAACGGCGACGGGCAGUCGAGCGUCCCGCCGCGGUGCCGGGCGCCGAGCGUCGGGAUCGACGUCGACAUGGUCUCCGAGUUCGACCCGUCGUCGUCGGACAGCGGCGUGGUGUCCAGGUGCGCAGUGGUGAAACCGCUGAAACUGCGACUAUGCCAGCCGAUUUUCGGUCGCAGGAACCUGGCCAAGCUGAGACGGGAGCACGGCGACGUCGGCCGGCACUCGGCGAAGGACGAGGCCGCCGAGGCGAAGUCGAAACCCCGGGACCCCGAGAGAGAGAAGAGGAGACUGGCGAGGAAGAAGGAGAAACGCGCCACGCUAAUCCUCGGCAUCAUAAUGGGCAGCUUCAUCGCCUGCUGGCUGCCGUUCUUCGUCCUCUACAUCGUGAAGCCCCUGUUCCCGUACCUCGAUAUACCCUCGCAGGCGUUCGUCAUAGCCUUCUGGCUAGGCUACAUGAACUCGGCCCUGAACCCCUUCAUCUACACCGUCUUCAACAAGGACUUCCGCCGCGCGUUCCGCAGGAUACUGUUCAAGUGAACCAGGUCAUUCCUCGACUGCUCCUCGAAUUCCGAGCGGGUUCUGGGUACCGCGAAGAGGGAUCGAUCGCGCGUAUCCUCGUCGCAAGGGAAACGAGGAGGACGGUCGAAGGAAGGACAUGAACGCCCGGCGACGUCUAAGAGACCCAAAGCCCCUAGCUGAAGCGGUGGGGGCGCGUACCUGGGCGCGGCAAAUGGGCAAAUUUCUUAUCUAGAUACACACAUCGCGUAACGAAUCAAAAUGAACUCAACGACGCAGGGACAGGGGAUUGUGUGUUACGAUCGCGAUGACGAAUGACGAGUAGUCAGUAGGUGGGCUGGUUGUUUCAAUUUGGCAACUAGCUUCCGGUGCGUUCGUGUUUGUUAAACAAGGAGGAUCCCGAGGGCUCGGACCCCUCUCCUUUUCUCGAUCAGCGGUAGAAGCUAGGAGAUUGUGCUCGUGUCGCCAGACAAACCGCGUUCGACUACUGGCUACGCGAUGAGAAUCAGAAUUUGAAUUACAGACUGCCCGAUCGGAUAAACGUCACGAGUAAAUCGCUACACGAUGGCUUUAUUCGUCAUUUAUUAUUCGGAAUAAUAGGUUGCCCAUCUCUGACGCGGUGAAACUCGAGGUAGACGGAAUCGUCGAGAUUCGCGGAAAGCUAGUGCCGGGGAUGGGAUCACGGAGGAAAUCCUUGGUGAGGAAUUUGAGAUUUGGUUAGGCCACUUGUGCUUGGUGGAACACAUAUGGCGACCUCGUAAGGGUACGAGCGUGUUAAGAUGGUAGCGCCCUUGGCUGCAGGGUAGCGACAGAUCAGGGCCAGCUUGGGAGAAGAUUUAUUGAAUAUUGGAGCUUUAACCCUUCAUUGCGUGAAUUUUAUUUUAUUUCGCGGUUAUGGAAUAUUAAAAAUAAAUGGAUGUAUCAAUGGAGCAAUUAAAUUCUCCGAGCGCACAUCUUGUGAAAUUUCUUCAAUGAACUUUACAUACAACAUUUUUGUAAUUAAAUCUUCAAUUAGGGAUACUACGUAGGUCCAUGUCUUUCGCCGCCUAGACCAACCAGUCAUACAACAAGAAGUCGAUGGUGAAGGCUUGAGUGACCCAAAGCUACCAUGGUAUACUAGCCACAGUCAGUGUUACGCUUGACCAAAUGAUUCCUGCUCUUCUGAAAGUUCCCAGCGCCAGAAUUAAUCACGAUCCCGUUUUCUUUAUGCAAACGUCUGCCUAAGCUGAUAACUCUCUCCCAGAUGAGCAUGAAUCACCGUGACCAAGUGUACGUGAGACUCUGUAGCCAACAGGCUACUACAAGGAGAGAUUUAUUCGGGGUACACCCAACAGGGGCUCAGCUAUUACAAACUGACGUAAAUAGAUUGCUAUUUUUGUGCCACCAACACUCGUGAGGUCUGCAGAUUCAAUGUACACCAUUAUCAAUCUGCAGUCGAACGUGCGAGUCACGAAGAGCUCGAGAUGAAAAGGUGUUCGGGACACGAUUUGCCCGCGGUGGUCAUGAAUCCUCUAUGAGGUGUCCCGGACCGCCGUGUGUCAGCGACAGCUGCUACUUCUCCCUCGAUCGGAUACAACUUCCGACUAGUUGUCAAUUCACAACGACAUCGUCGAAGACGAAUGGAACCUCGCGGGCACCUCGACAGAGUCGAGGAAAUUGCUACGCUGCGUUUCGAGCUAACUGUGCACUCCGUGAGAAAUUCGUGUCGGCUUAUAUAGGGCCAGUUAGGCGUUACCCCCCUCCUAAUCUGCGCCUGAUUUGACCGCGCAUUAUGUGACGGCUGCGCAGUAUCAUUACGCCGCUGACUGCUCGACGGAGCGGGUCGGACCCUGCCGCAACAUCUAAUUACCGUGUUUAAACUUGCUAUUCGUCUGAAUUGUAAUGCAUGUCUAUACUUUGUCUAAAUGCUUUGGUUUAAUAAGAACAAGAAGCAAAUACCGGUAGACUUAAUACUUGUGGAAGUUUAAAUUGCAUUUCAUUUUAUAUACCAUCCUGAUACAUAUUGCGUUAUAAGUAUUCCAUAGAUUUUCCUUAUACAUAUGAAUUCGUUUUUAGUACGCCAUAAAACGUAUACAAUAAAGAAUAAUUUAUUAUUUCUUAGAAUGAUAACCUGUAAUAUCAUUUCAUAGU